AUGAGUACGUCUUCAGAAUCGAUACCACCACACCCGGCGGAGUUCCUUCUCAACCAGCCUCUGAAACUGUACCGAGAUUGUUUACGACUGGCGGAUUAUUUAGCGCACAAACAAUCCGUCCCGAGAUUUGCCCUGAGAGAACAAGUGAGACACGUUUGGAGGAAGAAUCAGUGCUUGAUCGAUGCAGAGGAGAUUCAAAAAGCACGAGAAGCCGCGCUGAGAGGUCUGAGCAACAGCAUGAUGCACUUCGCGACGGAGAAUUUAGACAACCCGAAAGGGAAUCAGAGAAGCGCUUUUCUAGAAGACGAGGAAGAAGAAGAAGAAGAAGAGAAGAAAUAG
Molecule: messenger RNA, 339 nt
Organism: Bathycoccus prasinos
Lineage: Eukaryota; Viridiplantae; Chlorophyta; Mamiellophyceae; Mamiellales; Bathycoccaceae
Exons: 1
Coding region: 1-339 (112 amino acids)
Source: RefSeq, a predicted model, not a curated record